Messenger RNA from Paramuricea clavata, 667 nucleotides. Lineage: Eukaryota; Metazoa; Cnidaria; Anthozoa; Malacalcyonacea; Plexauridae. The record is from the annotation of a GenBank genome assembly.
AUGUGGUAAGUUGACUUUGGUUAUUUACAGCUAAGUAUUUAAGGCAAUCCUACAAGUUGUUUUUUUUGUGUGUAUAUUUUCAGGAGAGAUCGAUUUAUGAGCGAACUGGAAAAUGAUGAGAUUAAUCGCCAGCUUUGUGCCGUGGACACAUUUCCUUGGUCCCCUGAAACUCAAGAGGAGAUUCUUGCGGAAUGGAAUGAUUGGCAACACGAUCCGACAGGGCCAAGUUUGUGUUGUGAUGAAUGUGGUCGCGUAUUUACGCGUUCGGACAACCUCAACCGACAUAUGAAAUCUCACAGUGACAAAAACCACCAGUGUUCGCGUUGUCGCAAAAAGUUUAAUCGAAAGGUACGUAAUUUACAAGGAUAUAUUUCAAAACAUAAUAAAACAUUUUGAGUUAAUAAUAUCUAUUUAUAUGAUUUCAAGGAUGCUUUGAACCGACACAUGACUCACAGUGACAAAGACCACGAGUGUUCGCGUUGCCACAAAACGUUUAAUCGGAAGGUAUGUAAUUUACAGAAAUAUAUUUCAAAACAUAGUAAAGUAUUUUGAGCUAAUAAUAUCUACUUAUAUUUCAAGGAUGCUUUGAACCGACAUACGAAAAUGCACGAGCGACGUGGCGCGGAACGGGAAUAUAUUGCGGAAUACUUCACCACAUACGUUACAA